This is a messenger RNA of Enhydra lutris kenyoni (northern sea otter), 1381 nucleotides long. RefSeq names its product mannose-P-dolichol utilization defect 1. Lineage: Eukaryota; Metazoa; Chordata; Mammalia; Carnivora; Mustelidae. Gene Ontology annotation, biological process: oligosaccharide biosynthetic process. The coding region runs from base 47 to 787 and encodes 246 amino acids. The transcript is spliced from 7 exons. The record is from RefSeq and is a predicted model, not a curated record.
GUCGGUCAAUGGCGGCCCGGAGAUGGGCGGAAGCUAGUUUUGCAACAUGGCGGCCGAGGCAGACGGCCUGCUGAAACGGGCGCUGGUACCGCUUCUCUUACCUGAGAAAUGCUACGACCAAAUUUUUGUCCACUGGGACUUGCUUCACGUCCCCUGCCUCAAGAUCCUGCUCAGCAAAGGCCUGGGUCUGGGCAUUGUGGCUGGGUCACUGCUGGUAAAACUGCCGCAGGUGUUUAAAAUCCUGAGAGCCAAGAGGGCUGAAGGGUUGAGCCUUCAGUCAGUAAUGCUAGAACUAGUGGCACUGAUGGGGACCAUGGUCUACAGCAUCACCAACAACUUCCCGUUCAGCUCUUGGGGAGAAGCCCUGUUCCUGAUGCUCCAGACUGUCACCAUCUGCUUCCUGGUCCUGCACUACAGAGGACAGACCAUGCAAGGUGUCACCUUCCUAGCGAGUUACGCGCUGGUACUGCUGCUGCUGCUGUCCCCGCUGACGCCCCUGGCCCUUAUCACCCUGCUCCAGGCCUCCAACAUGCCUGCGGUGGUCGUGGGGAGGCUGCUCCAGGCGGCCACCAACUACCGGAACGGACACACGGGCCAGCUCUCAGCCGUCACCGUCUUUCUGCUGUUUGCGGGGUCCUUGGCCAGAAUCUUCACCUCCAUUCAGGAGACGGGAGAUCCCCUCAUGGCGGGCACCUUUGUGGUCUCUUCUCUCUGUAACGGCCUCAUCGCCGGCCAGCUCCUCUUCUACUGGAAUGCAAAGGCCGCCCACGGGAAGAAAGAGCAGUAGGGUGGAGCUGGCUCCUGGAGCGGGUUCCGGGUCUCUUCCAUUCGUCCCCCCAGCCUCAGGGUCGUUCCCAUCCGGACCAGCCUGCUGGUGGGACCUCUCCUCGUUCUUCAUUCCUCUACGGUCGUGACAGCCUUGAGCCAGGGUUUUGGUGGGUAUGCAUAUCCUCGGAAGGGACAGGCGUCGAGAUUUUCAGGCUGACACUUUGCACGGCCCCGUGCGUGUACUAUUAACUUACUUAAUCGUUCGCAUACUUCUCCAGCAGCAAUCCCCAGCUAUUUAGGUAUCUCGGGCCCAAGUCAGCCCUGCACUACCCCAGCGGCCCUAGAGGGCAGAGCCUGCCGAUGGAAGCAUCUGGGGGCCUGGGGCUGCUGCCUCCCUCCCCGAACCUGGUUGGGACGGCCUCCAGGACCCCAGUGCUGGCUGGGGGUAGGGUGGGGGGAUGGAGAGUGACUCAGGCAGGGCCGCAGGGUGGGGUGAGGCGGUUCCUGCUCUGGCAGGUCCAGGCGGAAGGGAGCGGAGACUGCUGGUUCUUGCUGCAGUGAGGGGGGAACAGACACAGGGCAAUAAAGACGCCGAGACAUGGUUUAAUUGUAA